Molecule: messenger RNA, 1052 nt
Organism: Pocillopora damicornis (cauliflower coral)
Lineage: Eukaryota; Metazoa; Cnidaria; Anthozoa; Scleractinia; Pocilloporidae
Product: rRNA methyltransferase 3, mitochondrial
Biological process (GO): RNA processing
Molecular function (GO): RNA binding; RNA methyltransferase activity
Source: RefSeq, a predicted model, not a curated record
AGGAACGCCUGACGAGGUUUUGAUUCUGUUCGAUCAAUGUUUAUUUGUAAGAGUGUUUCAAGCUUUUCUUACGAUGCACCUACUUUUUCAAAGGCCUAGUGUAGUAAAACAAACUAGAAUUGCAGCUAAAUUUCUCCCCGCAGUAACUCAGACCGCUCCGUCGAUAAUUCGAGGAAAACAUACCAUCAAAGCUCUUGAAAGUGGCACGCCGCGACUCAGAAUGGCAGCAUCUCUUAACAAAAGGAAACACAGGGAGAAACAUAACCGUAUCGUGGUAGAGGGAUGGAGACUCGUACGAGAAGCUUUGCUGGCCAAAGCUAAGGUGUUGAAUAUAUUUUACACCGAUCCAGCACUGCUUGAUCACAUCGACACUUCGAGUCUACCAUCACACUGUCUUGCUCAAAUAAGCGAAGAAACAAUGGAGAGUUUAUCAAAUGCUGUCACACCGCCUGGUAUAGUAGGAAUGUUCAAGCGUCCAAGGCAGGGUGAAGGGGGGGAACUGAAGAAUGGAAACACUGUGCAAAAUCCAUUGACAGUGUUAUGUGAUGGACUGAAAGAUCCAACAAACUUAGGUACAUUGGUGCGGACGUCAGCAGCAGCAGGUUGCCAGUCCUUCAUUACUUCAACUUGUUGUGUUGAUGUGUGGGACCCAAAGGUGUUGCGAUGUGCUGCUGGAGGUCAUUUUUAUCUUCCCAUUCAAUACAAUGUGGAUUGGGAAGAGAUUGAGACAUUCAUUGCAGAUAAAAGGAUUUUUCUUGCAGACAAUAAUAUUUCUGAUGACCUAAGCAUUCCAGCAUCUGAACAUUUCCAAGUGGACUGGACUCUAGGACCCAGUGUUCUGGUUAUUGGUGGUGAGACUACAGGUCUGGGGGAAAUUAUCAAAGACUUAGCUUGUCAAUAUCAUGGACAACUUGUUCGUGUUCCCAUGGCAAACACAAUUGACUGUUUAAGUGCAGCAAUGGCUGGCACAGUUAUUAUUUAUGAGGCUUACAGACAAUUACUUAUCGCUGAACAAGAUAGAUAACACUUGUAAGAAGUAUGAAGAAGUUUAA